GGGUAACUGUCUGGUGCAUCCUGUACAUGAAAGUGGAAGUUUUGUCAUUUUCAACUACACUUUACUAAGCCUUUUCUGUCCUGAGGUAGAAGUUUCAUUUGAUCGAAGUCUGUGCAUAUGGUAACAAUGUCUUGGUUAUCUUUACAGCUCCUUAUAGGCAUGUUGCUUCUGCAGAAUUUUGUAGCUAAACAUGAAGCAAUGACCACAAGCAUCAGCACGAAUGGCGAAACGGAAACCACAAUUAAUCCGGUUUCACAGCCUCAUGACAACGUAACCCAAUUCAAUGACACAUCUAAUGACUUAACAGACGGCCAUCAGAACAUCACUGACACACCGUCAAAUAACACUGUUGAGACUACCACCUUACCCGGAUCAGAUCUGUCCACUCUUCCACCUGUCUCAGAACAUCCUCAGACCAGCAAUGUUACCAAAACAGAUCACAGUGUAAUCGUGCCGCAAGCCACCGUUUCUGGAAAAAUUGAAACAAACCCCACACCUAAAAAACCUGAAGAAGAUGCAUCUCCCAAAACUUACGGAGCAGCUUACAUUAUUAUCUUGGUCAUUAUUAUUGUGUGCAUGAUUGGAGUAACAAUUUACUGCUGCUUUCAAAAGAACACCAGGAGGUACUCCAUGGAUUUACAUCCCAAACAGGAAGAUGCUCAGGUUCCGCUCAGCGCAAUUGAUCCGGAGGUGUUCGACUCUACAUCAGUUAAAGACAUGCAAACAUUUAGUCCUGUCGAGUCCAGCAUCCCAUUAAAAGCCCCUGAACCUGUUAAAGAUGCUGAAAAGCCAGUGGAAGGGAAAGAAACGACUGAAGUUAAACAAGAACAGUCUGAUACCCAGGCCAUAGUGAUUUCAGAAGAUAAAGCAGUAGAGCUAACCAUAGUGGAUCUGACUGAUGAAGCUGUGGCCGUUUCGAACAAGACAUCGAUGGAAUCCCUAGAUGAGCCUCUUAAUGAAAACAAGAACAACAGCAACAACAACAAUAUAAGAGAUAAAGUCAAUGAGAAUGGGCAUUUCACUGAAAUCUCUCUUGAUGACUUCUGUACCUUAGGGUAAACAAUCUCCUCAACAUUUUACAAUGAUCUCUCAACCGGAUUAUUUGGACUUUGUUAAAACCUGUACAUUAAGGUCUGAUGUAUUGUCAACUCAAACAACAUGAUUAUGUACUUUAAAACUUCUUGUAAGUCACAUUUGUAUAAGUAACACAUUUAUAUUUUUUACUCAGUUAUGCUGUAUCAUAACUAAUAAGUAAUAUCAUAACAUUGUGUUGUAAUCUUUUCUCAAUAAUGAAAUGUUUUGAACAUCCUACAGUUAACUUUCUGCCUCAGCACAGUGGAGAUGAAUAUCAUUAUAACCAUGAAACAUUAUUUUUAACAGUAUUUUUUUAUGACAUAAUAUUUUGUAAUUAACACAUGAAUGCAAAAUUAAACAUAUAGUGUAACUGUUUAAAAUCUAAUUUAUGGAACCUUAAAUAAUUUAUUCCAUUUUAUUCACUGAAACGUUCUUCAUUUCAUGUCCUAUUUUUUACAUCAAUUAAAUUGAAAAUUACAAACAGAAUUGAAUUUUUUGAUUAUGUAAAUUGGACCUACAGUAUAAAGUUCCUCUGUUGUAUGUUAUAAAUACUGUAAAGGUGGUAUAAUGGUACUGCAUAUACUGUAUGUUAUAAAACCUUCGCUUACUACACUGUACUUAAAUUCUGUUGGUAAAUUUAAAGUUUUCUGAAACUGUGUGAAA
This is a messenger RNA of Misgurnus anguillicaudatus (oriental weatherfish), 1737 nucleotides long. RefSeq lists its product as uncharacterized. The record is from RefSeq and is a predicted model, not a curated record. NCBI's taxonomy places the organism in Eukaryota, Metazoa, Chordata, Actinopteri, Cypriniformes, Cobitidae.